CGCUGUGCAAGAGCGGAGCGUGCCGCGACCCCCGCUGCGCCACCGGAUUGGCGGCGCGGACGCUUAAGACCCAGCCCACACGCCGUCGACGCGGCCGUGGACACACGCGCGCCCCGGCAGAGCCCGGGCAGCCCCUAAACAGCCCCACACACCAGCCAUGGACGCCGAGGCCAAGUCCGACGACGGCCGCCCGGAACUCGAGUCCCCCGUCUUCACGGUCUGCACGUUAAACGUGGGCGGCCGCAAUACCAAUUCAUUCGAGUUCGAGAUGCGAGGAGAUUUAACAGAGCUGGGCGAGCAGUGGGGCCAGCGCUUUGCGAAGGCGAAUGCUUGCUUGGCCGAGGCGGGGCCGGCUUCCUGCCAAGGGCUGGAGCGAGCCGUCGACGCGGCGUAUGCCCAGAUGGCGUCCGAGCCGCGAAGCACGGAAAGUGUUGUUACUUCCCUGUUAAAUGAUGCGACGUGGGAGCAAGCUUUGGAGAGGGUCACGCGCGACUGCCCCAUGCUCUUCAACGCCUGCAAUUUGGCGUCGCUGCGGGUGGGGCGACCGGCGCCCCUCGAAAUGCCAGAAAAUCUCCUCAAGUUCGAGGCCAACGUCGAGGACGAUUCUGUCCAACAAUUCUUCGGCGCCUGGCUGCGCUGGUUGCACUCCACGUCGGACCAGGACUGGGCGGCCUGGGCGAAACGAGCGAAAAAGUAUGCAGUAUCAUUAGGUGAUGCUGUUGCAGGGUUGUUAAUCUUCGAUGCGAUGUGUUUUGAAGCGCUCAGGAGGAUGUAUCCUUCAUCUGAAUCGUGUGGAGAUAUCAUGCGCGAACACCUGUCGUUCCACGAUCGGCUGCACUUCACGACAGAAGUGGGCAAGUACACGAAGCUCGUGGAGCUGUUAGCUGAGUUGCAAUUCCCGGAGGUCGUCUGUCUGCAGGAGGCGUAUGACCUCGUGGAGAUUUCUCGCGGUGGUAAAUCUGCUUUAACAGAUCGGAUGUACUCGAUGUUCGCGGACAAAUACGCCAUCAACUCGAGUGGAGAAACAGCGGUACUAGCAAGGCGGGACGCCUUCCAGACCAUCCAAGAUCAGGAGGAGAAGCCCGCCUGGUAUCUCACACUGGAGGCGGAAGGUAGAAAGCUGUACGGAGAUGACCCUAAGCUCCUGAAGGACUGGGAGACGACGCUCCAAAGGACCUGCGUCGUCCAAGCAAGACGCUUACGGACGGAGGUCUCGGAGUCGGCCUCAUUGUUACCGAAGCGCUGGGCGGCCGUCGACAGAAUGACUCGUAGAGCGGGUUCGUUCCGACUGCGGUCCACACCUCGCUCCGGACCGGUGCCCGUAGCUUUGUGCGCCGUGCAUGGCAAGGGCGCUUCGGAAGUGGGCAACGCCUUCGUCCCGGCCCUCGCGAGGGCCCUCUCGACGCAUUUCUCGGACAAGGCUGCCUUUGUCCUGGGCAUGGACUCCAAUACCAGUGAUAGUGACGCCUUCUCGGCGGCUCUCGAAAGUUGUGGCAUCAUGGCCGAGGAGGCCUCGGAUCCCGCGGCUCGGACCGUCGCGAAAAGAAGGUCGCGCUUGCAGACCCAAGUGAAGAAAGCGGGCGUUCUAGACGUUUCGUUGAAGGACUUCGUCGUGGCCUGGCGGGCCGACGAGGCCGGCGAGAAGAUGGAGCCUUUGGUACGAGGCGUCGAGCAGUUCCCUUCUUUGAAGUCGGGGGACACGAUCGAGAUGCUCAUGCCGACGGCGCAGUGGCCCUUCGACCACGCUUUAUUGGUGGCGGAGGUCGGGGGGUUCAUGGGGCCGUAAUUUUGCUUCUACUCUG
Messenger RNA from Pelagomonas calceolata, 1802 nucleotides. The record is from the annotation of a GenBank genome assembly. Lineage: Eukaryota; Pelagophyceae; Pelagomonadales; Pelagomonadaceae.